This is a messenger RNA of Dermacentor silvarum, 932 nucleotides long. RefSeq lists its product as uncharacterized. The record is from RefSeq and is a predicted model, not a curated record. Lineage: Eukaryota; Metazoa; Arthropoda; Arachnida; Ixodida; Ixodidae. Bases 1 to 597 code for a protein of 198 amino acids. The transcript has 4 exons.
AUGGAGGACGAGUCCGGCUGCGCUGGGGUCGAAGAGGAGUGCGAGUCGCUGGAAAUCACCGCUGACCAGGCCGCACUGGUGAACACGCUGUCCAGCAGCGUCCUCGAGUGCGCCGCUGAACAAAGGGCGGCCGAAGCUCACAGGCCGCCGUUGUACAGGACACUGGACGCAUUCAGGGUGAUACCGGCGCCCCUGAAAAAACCUCGCCUACCACUCCACCGCCCUCCUGAUGCUGCAGCAUCUCCCGAAGCCCACGGCGGGACGGCGCUUUCCCGAGACCGACAGGUUCAGCUGCGCCCUGCAGCCGUUGGCGACGGUGGUGGUUCUCGGGUCUGUCUGUGGCUGUGCGCCGCAACGUCCUUCCUGUGCUUCGCCGCCCUGAUCGCUGCAGUGGCCGUUGUGAUCUUCAAGAGCUCGGACGAACUGAGUCGAAGCUUUGGCGAGGUCGGACGCGCCUUCAAGGACGAAAGUGCUGCGGUGCGGGGAGCGGUGCUUGUACCUUCGACAACACGAGACACGGUGUCGUCGAGCAGGAGGGCGCCGAUGAGCGACAGUGCUUCGAUGAACCGAACGGAGUUUGUCUUCCAGGCCGACUGAUCGUAACGAGCCUCGCGUUUCAUAUCUCUGCUGCUGCAGUCAUCAAGCUGCUUGCGGUGCGACGAUAUGCGGUCACCCGGCAUUCUGGGAGUGACACGCGAUAAUUGUGGGCGACAACGACGACGACGAUGACGAACUGUUACACAUUUCUUGAACGUUAAAAUUUCGUACACUUCUGGUACUUCACAAACUUGCGCGGAUCGAUAAUUGUAGUACGAACGUGAAAUAAGCGGCCACCUCGUAUCCAUAUAGAGCGACCAUGGCGAUGAGGUUUAACGUCGCGAUAAUUUUUGUUUUACUUCUCCUUUCGUCAUGUGGCGUCCCGCACAGCACAU